AUGGCUACAACUUCGAUUAAUUACACUUUUUCUAAUUAUAUUCAAACUCAAUUAGUUUAUGCAUGCGACAUGAUUAAACUGGGGAGAUAUUCUUCUUGUAAUGUCGACAUUUAUUAUCAUCUGCUAUCCGGUGAGUUGUUUUGGUUAUUCGAUCAGAACUAUACACAACUAGGACAAGUUUUGAAGCCAAUGCUAUAUGAAGACAAAGGUGGUACCAAUCAAUAUCCAACAUGUUUUGUUCAGCACGAAACUGAUGCGAUCGCUUGUAGGAAAAGAGUUUGCUUCAGUCGUCAAAUUCUAAACGAAACUAGCAAUACUCUGUUUAACUGUGGAAUACCGGCAUCACAUUCAAUUGAUCGAGAUAAAGACAACAGGUGUGUGCAUCCAAACGGACGUAUACAAUUAAGUGACGUAAUGGAUGAAAAUGAUAUUCGUGCACUAAGCGAGUCUCAAGUAACACUUCGAAAGGAAGUUGACGAACUCAAAGUGCUCUGUAAGGUGCUUCAAAGCGAGAUUCAUUCACUCAGAGAUCAGUGUGCAGCAUUACGCAGCGAAAAUCAACAAUUCCGAGAAAAGUUUCAGCAAGUUGAAAGUCGAGUCCCGUUACAGAGUAUGCUGAGAAUAUCCAAUAUAAAUGUUGAUACAGAAUGGGUAGCAAACGGUAUUGUUGUAGCUGGAGCAAGCGGACCCGGUAGCGCAAUAAAUCAAUUGUGGGAACCGUACAGUGUAUGCAUUGAUGAUGACGACCAAACUAUUUAUAUUUCUGAUUGUAAUAACCAUCGCGUUAUUGCAUGGAAUUUGAACACACAGAUUGGCCACGUAGUUGCUGGCGGAAAUGGAAAAGGCAUUGGAGCUAAUCAACUAAAUUCUCCAAGAAAUGCCAUUCUCGAUAAGAAAACUGACAGUCUCAUAAUCUGCGAUUAUGGGAACAGACGAAUCGUACAGUGGCCUCGUCAAAAUGGUAAAUAUGGGCAAACAAUUAAGUCAAACAUAGAGUGCUAUGGAGGCUUCGCCAUAGAUGACGAUGGAUAUCUCUAUGCCUCUGAUUUUGUAAAGAAUAAAGUUAUACGUUGGAAAGAAGGAGAAAGUGAAGAGACAAUCGUAGCCGGAGGGAAUAGAGACGGCAAUGCCUUGAAUCAGUUGCAUAGUCCUACUUUUAUAUUCGUCGAUCAGAAUCGUUCGAUUUACGUCUCUGAUAAAGAUAAUGACCGUGUUGUCAUGUGGCCAGAAGGUGCAAAAGAAGGCAUUAUUGUCGCUGGCGGUCAUGGUAAAGGAAAUGAUGCAAUCCGUUUGAAAUAUCCAUAUGGAAUAGUCGUCGAUCGACUUGGUACUGUUUACGCGGCAGAUUCGUGGAAUAAUCGAAUAAUGCGUUGGAAGAAAGGAGCUCAAGAGGGCAGCGUGAUGAUCAGUGCAAAUGGCAGGGAAGACCAACUAAAUCCACUUGAUUACCCCAUUCACUUAGCGUUCGACCGAGAUGGUUCUGUCUACGUUGUUAAUCAGAAAAAUCAUCGAAUACUGAAAUUUUUAAUCGAUUCUUCCCGUUCAUCUUCAUAA
This is a messenger RNA of Adineta ricciae, 1554 nucleotides long. NCBI's taxonomy places the organism in Eukaryota, Metazoa, Rotifera, Eurotatoria, Adinetida, Adinetidae. The record is from the annotation of a GenBank genome assembly.